AUGAGUAUAGCUCUUGGGCCUUGCGCAUGGCUCCAGGAGGCAGUUCUUGACUCAGAUGGAAAUCUAGAGGGCAUCUUCAUCACCUUCGUAUUGCGGACGAUAAGCUUUGCUGCGAACGCCAAAUAUAUGGGGAUGAAUGGGAUGGACCUUCGUGAUGCAUACAGUGGUGGCCCGACCGCUCUAAUCGAGCACAAAUGGAUUGUCAUAUCAACGUUCGGGCGCUUUGCAGUCACAUCCAAGAGUGGUUUUUCGCCAAUGGAAAUCUGUGCCAGCCCGAUGUUUCGUAAUAUGGAAUUGGGCAAGAUGCGUGAUGAUCCCGAUGAUCACACUCUUUUUGCCACGAUCGGUGAAGAGAGCACCGGUGCCGUACUUUACAAUGUCAACAUCAUACUUGUCCACCUCUUCUUCCAUGUUGGGCUCACUGUGAUCUAUACCAUCCUCGUGGUAAAUCGUUUGCUCAUCAUGCGCAACCAGAUGAAGCGGGUGAUGGUCCAAUAUGAUCCAAGCACCUAUGACGCCGUCAUUCUCAUGAUCAUCGAGUUCUCCCUGUUAUACCUUUGCCUUCGCUAUUAUUUCCAUAGUUGGCAUCCGAACGGUGUCAGCUCAGCACGGGCAGCCUCGAAGUCGAGCUCCAUCCCCGCUUCCACCUCGUCUACCCUUGUCUCAUCCUCUAAACCAACCACUUCGCUCAAGGCUCCUCCUGCCGUAGAUCAUUCUGCGCCGACCACCUCGCCGUACUUUUCCAAAGUAUACUUGGAUGUGCGGAAACGUCCCUAG
This is a messenger RNA of Suillus paluster, 777 nucleotides long. RefSeq lists its product as uncharacterized. NCBI's taxonomy places the organism in Eukaryota, Fungi, Basidiomycota, Agaricomycetes, Boletales, Suillaceae. Bases 1 to 777 code for a protein of 258 amino acids. The record is from RefSeq and is a predicted model, not a curated record. The transcript has 5 exons.